CGUUCUCGCUGUGUAUUGUGGGUAGUACGUCUCGUCGUUGGUUUCCUUUUCUACAGAUUUGAGCUGUUUAUAUUCGUCUUUUGACAAAAUGAUGGCAGCAGAUGUUGAAGAUUUCAUCAAACAGAACCGAGAAAUUGCUGAUUUUGUGGAGACGUUUAAGACUUUGUCCGAAAGCGAAAAACAUUGGCAGUCGAGAAAGGAGUUUAUUCUUAGGAACUUUACAGAAUUUGAAGAAGCGCACAUAGACAAUCUCCUGUCACUGUCUAUGGUCUGGGCAAACCACGUCUUCAUGGGCUGCCGGUACAGCCCAGAUCUAAUGGAAAAAGUGAAACUGAUGGCAGAAGGCAUUGAUGUACAUGAUGCACCAGUAUUUAAGACAAGGGAUGAAAUAAUGAAACAGCAACGCUGAAGCCCGACAAGACUCAAGAGCGGCAAGACUGAACAGCUGUACAGCCCAUAUUUUUAAAGGAAUUUUUUGUACGACUUUUUUAAACAUAUGUACAUAUGUUUUUCUAUUUUAACAAAUGGGUUAGUAAACAGAUGCUGCCCACCAUUUUGCCAUUUUUAGCAUUUGUAUUUGUAUAUUGAUGUCGGUUCAAUCAGUAGCUGAUGUUAAAGCUUGUCAAAUGAUCAAAUACAUAGAGCUCCAUAUGCUGUAGUUAAAUUAUUCCUGAUGAUACAGAUUUUGGUAUUUACAUUUUAAAAUGUCAUUUUAUUACUUUUACUGUUUAUUGCAUAUUUUUAAUGACGCAAUCAAGUGUGCUGUAGAUUUGUUUGGAAUACUUGUUCAUUUCAUUGUGUUUCAAAAAUCAA
Molecule: messenger RNA, 813 nt
Organism: Erpetoichthys calabaricus (reedfish)
Lineage: Eukaryota; Metazoa; Chordata; Cladistia; Polypteriformes; Polypteridae
Gene: xtbd1
Product: CDKN2A interacting protein N-terminal like
Exons: 3
Coding region: 89-409 (106 amino acids)
Source: RefSeq, a predicted model, not a curated record